Molecule: messenger RNA, 3309 nt
Organism: Panicum hallii
Lineage: Eukaryota; Viridiplantae; Streptophyta; Magnoliopsida; Poales; Poaceae
Product: BTB/POZ domain-containing protein At1g04390
Exons: 8
Coding region: 27-3077 (1016 amino acids)
Molecular function (GO): protein binding
Source: RefSeq, a predicted model, not a curated record
GCGGUGCUACCUCCUGCGAGUACGCGAUGCGGCAGGCCUUCUCCGCCUCCAAGCCGUCGCCGUCCGGGAGGGACAAGGGCAGGAGGAAGGGCGCCGCCGAGCAGCUGCUCACCGACCAGGCCCUCUCCCUCCGCGCCCGCCUCCACGGCGCCCUCGCCCUCGGCCUCACCAAGUCUGAUGGCCACGGUGCUAAAAAAUGGCAGUCUACUGAUGCUGGAAUACAGUCUCAUGUGCUCAAAGCGGUGGCUGCGUUUGUCGGUUCCCUAUCAAAUGAAGCACUUAGGCUCGCACCUGUAAAGGAGUCAAUUUCAGAUAUACUUCUAGCACUGGAAGGUAUUCUCAAGACACACAACGUUUCAGUGCUGAUCCAAGCAGCAGAUGUGAGCUUAAGGUUGGUUUCCAGUAUAGGAAAUUCUGUUCGCCAGUACCCAAUUUUGGAAAUGGUUUCAUCCCUGUCGUGCCAGUUGUCUGCAGACCAGCUGCGUAUAGCCGUACCAUGUGCAAGUGCACUGACCUGUAUACUGAAUAGCCUAGUUACAGCGAGAACUUCAACUCAGGCAGAAAUUUGGGAGGCUCUGGAGAAAACCAAUGCAGUUGCAAGUGUUAUUUCAGCUCUGCAGAAUUACACCCAUGAUGUUCAUCCCCUGAACUAUCUGACGGAGAUGAUAUCUUUGCUAAGGAGUAUUCUGUGGAUUUGGCCCUCCUCAAGAUACCAUGUAUGGAGUAACUGCAACUUGAUGGCGAAGCUGGCACAAUACUGUCUUAGUGCUGAAACAACAGUUGCUGCGAAAAUUCUUAAGCUGUAUGCUGCUUUAGCUUUAUGUGGCAAUGGAGUGAUGGUCCUUCUUAAGGAUGAAGAGUUGAUCCCUAAAAUUUGUGACCUUAUGGGAAAAUCUCAUCCUAGUGUUACUAGGAUCGAAGCAUUGAAGCUCUGUCAGGUUCUUCUGAGAUCUCCAAGGGGCUGCAAUCAGUUAAUAACUUCACAUUAUCAUCCUAUCGUUCAAGGCAUAAUCAAUGCAAUGUCUGAAAUUGAUGAAAAAUCAUUAGUAACAGAGGGCUGCCGUACUGCAUUACUGGCCCUUCGUUAUCAUGGGAAUCAUCAUAGAUGCUUCUGGUCUAAUUCUAUUGAUGAAGUAUUAUAUAAGAUUCUUGCUGGGAGCUGCAGCUCUGAACAUCAAACCCAUCAGAUGUUGUGCCAUGGUGAGCUGUUCAACAAAGAUUCCAAAGACAUUAUGAAUAUAGAUCCCUACGUAUGGGAUAUACUUGGAUAUCUAUCAGUACAUUGCAAUAACGAGUAUCUGUCUGUAAGAAAACGGAAAAACAAUUUCUUGCAGGCACUGAUAUCUUGUGCUUGCUCACUAGCAACAGAUAUAACACAGAGAAACAGCUCCACAAAAUUUUCCAAAGAGGAGCUGGAGCCAGCUUUGAGGGCAAUUCUUAUGAUGCUCCUCUCUCCUAGCCAAUACAUUUUUUCUGAGGCAAGUUCUAAAUUUCUGGAAGUUGUUCUGCCAUUAGGUGAUGAAUGUAUGAACAUUCUCUUGUCGUCAUUAGAAUCUAAUGUUAUCAGAAAUCUUACCGCAUCUUUCGACUGUGUGAAAAUUAUGAACAACCUCAUGAAUCUAGCAUGCUUGGUAAUAGUGCAAUCUAACCAUAGUUUGAACAAGAGGAGUGUUGUAGGUGUACUAUCCACCAUUAUAAAGGAAUGUCUGCACAAUCGUUUGUACAUUACGAGGUCAAACAAUGCUUCACAUCUGCAAUUUUGUUUUGAUGGAGGUUCAUGUUGCUAUCUCGCUGAAGAAUGGGAGGGUGAAAAUGUUAUCCUAUUUUAUGGUCUCGUGGUGUUGUAUAAUGUGCUGAGGAGAGUCAGCCUUGUUUGUAUUCACUGUGAAAAGAAUUUGGAUGGGGGGAUUGUGUGCCAUGAUUGCAGAGAGUACUACAAUGAAGGUUUAAUAAGAGUCCUUGAGCAUGCGUUGGGUCAAAACUUGAGCCCAGGACCCAAGUCCUACAUUGCACAUAUACUGAGUUUGUUUGGGCUUUGUGGGUUUCCAAGCAAGUUGGGAGCAAAGAUGAGAAGUGCAUUAUGUGAUAAUGAGCUAGUUGAUCUGGAACUGUUGCUUGCAGACAGUGAACCUCUUAGUGCUCAUGCAGCUAUCCUAUCAGUAAGAUGUUCUAAACUUUUGCCAUCUGGAAAAUCCCUUGUCCAUGAUGGGAAAAUAACUUAUGAAGGGAGCAGAAGAUCACUUUAUCAUGUCCGAAUGUCUGAUCGUGUAGACAGUCAUGCUCUGAAGAAAAUUUUGGAAUAUGCAUACGCUGGUUUUGUCACGGUAGAUGCUGACACUGUUAAGCCUGUAAAGACACUUGCAAAGUUUUGUCACUUGAAAUCACUGCAAGAGAUGCUUCAGAGAGAGCAACCCAGAUGGAGCUCUGACUGUCCCAGAUAUGAUCUUACUGCAGCAGUUGAACCAGCUGAACAUUCAUUCUCGGACAUAAUUCUGGAGGCGCAAUCAAAUGAAAAAAUGGAGUGCCACCACGGUUCAUGCGAACUAUCAACUCCACACGUCCAUAGCCAUAAAAUUGUUUUGAGCAUGACCUGCGAUUACCUUCGCGCAUUAUUUCAAUCUGGGAUGCACGAGAGCUUUGCAGAGGCUAUCAGAGUUCCGGUCAGGUGGGGAGCCCUGGAUAAACUAGUCCAGUGGUUCUACAAAGGGGAGCUUCCCAGAAUCGCCCCUGAUUGCCGAUGGAAGAACAUGAACGCGGAAGAGCAAUUGUCCCACCUAAAACCCUACGUGGAGUUGUCAUCCCUGGCUGAGUUCUGGUUCCUGGAGGGGGUGAAGGAAGAGAGCCUUGAAGUGGUGGCCGCCUGCCUGAACUCCAGCACCAACGCCUCCCUCGAGUUCAUCGGCUUUGCAGCCAACUUGGGGCAGUGGGACCUGGUGGAGGCCGCCAUCGGCAGCGUGGCGCACCUGUACCCGAGGCUGCGGGACUCGGGUCAGCUGGAGCAGCUCGACGAGGACGUGCUCAACAUGCUGCGGGCAGAGUACGUUCGGUACUCGCAGCACCGCGGUGGAAGUUACUGAGUCCCGAGUGGUGUGAUGUACACUGUAAUCAUGCGGUAUGUUCUGUCGCGGUACACGAGGUCAGCACGGUAGUUUUGGGAGUGUACGUUUUUGUCACUCUGUGUACAGUAUGUUAGUAGUAAACGUAAAAUGGCCAUCUUUUUGUGGUGAUGUACACACUUCUGUGCCCAGGCUGAUGCCGGCGAUCUGGGUGUCUCAAUUCACAAGAGCUAGCCGUGCCUGAACCCUGAAA